Molecule: messenger RNA, 29582 nt
Organism: Lymnaea stagnalis (great pond snail)
Lineage: Eukaryota; Metazoa; Mollusca; Gastropoda; Lymnaeidae
Source: the annotation of a GenBank genome assembly
CAAAUUUUCCACCCCCUCCCCACCACUGCCCAUUGCUAGGAACAGGAAACAAAAAUAAAUAUAUAUUUAAUGGAAAUCGGCGUUUAUAUUUUAGAAGACGUGGCAAAUCUAUCAAAUCUACGCUUUCUCUUGAACACAUAAUAAACCUUUCUCACUUUUCAUAUAAAACAGGCUAAGACUUGGCAAACUCUUACACUGACACUUCAGUUGUGUUUUUUGUUUGAAUUGUGUGAAGACUAAGUGUGUUAUUUAUAAGUAUGCAGUACAUUUAUUUUUAUGAAUGAGUACUAGUACUACUUAAAACUACUACUAGAAAACUAGUCACUAACAGAAACUAAGAAAGUAUUAAUCAUUAAGUAUAAGUUUUUAUAUCGGUACUACGAACAUCUAAACUCAGUAGUUAUAUUAAUAUAAUAAGACAGAGUUUAACAACACUUUCCAGACUUUGACUUUGAAAUUCGUCAUUAUCGUGAUUGGUGAAUAGUCUGAAAGAUAUUGAAAUUGAAAGAGGAUGUGUGGUAAGAUUGAGAAAACUAUUACUUAGUGUUAGCUUAAUUACUAUAAGAGUAUAAUAAUAUAUGAGUGUAAUAGUUUUGUUUAAACUUAGCUUGUUCAGUUUUUUUCUUUUUACUAAAACUUUACAGUACACAGUCAAAGUCUAAGCAAAAGUCAAGGACUUAAUUUUACAUUUUUUCAUAAAUUAGAAUCUACAAUUAACAGUUAAGAAAUGGUACUGAUAUAUUAUAAUUAUAGAUAUAUGCCUAAUAUAGCUUAGUCACUUAAGGGUGAGGACAUGAAAGUUUAGUUCACAUUCAGUGUUGACCAUCUACAACCAAGUAAAGUAGUAGUGGAGUAGCUAGAUUUUGUGACACCCAGAACAGUCUUUGACUCUUUCCCCCUAAUUAAAAAAAACACAAAAAGAAAAUACAUGUAAAAAUAAGCUAGUAUUAAGUAGGCCCUAUACAAUAUAAAGUGGAUAGCAAAUGCUGCCCCUAAAAAUGUGCUACCUGGGGUGGAUUGCUACAUUCCCCCCCCCCCCCCCCCCCCCCCUAAAUAAGCUAGUAUUAAGUAGGCCCUAUACAAUAUAAAGUGGAUAGCAAAUGCUGCCCCUAAAAAUGUGCUACCUGGGGUGGAUUGCUACAUUCCCCCCCCCCCCCACCCCCUGGGCAGAAAACCCCUCCAUGUUGAUAGAUUUUCCCCCAAAAAAGUAAAAAUUUAAAAAUUUUUUUUUUUUUUUUUUUUAAAAGUUUAAAAAAAAAAACAUGUAAAAAUAAGCUAGUAUUAAGUAGGCCCUAUACAAUAUAAAGUGGAUAGCAAAUGCUGCCCCUAAAAAUGUGGUACCUGGGGUGGAUUGCUACAUUCCCCCCCCACCCCCCCCAAUCCGUGUGCAGAUAACCCAUGCAUGAUGAUAGAUUCUGCCCAAAGAAUGUAUAAGUUUGAAUACUUUCUUAGUUAUUCGUUUGAAAAGUCUAAGAAACUAAGCUUUACUGGGCCUGACGAAAGUCACAUGUCGCACCCUCACCACAUUCGAUGUAACCAAUCUUCCAUGGCUAUUUAUUACAUAAGUGAUAGAUAUAGAAAUGAGUAGGGCUAAUUAAAAAAUCAAUUAAAAAAUAUUAUUAAUUUCAAAAUGCUAUUUGUUAAACACAAGGAUAUUUUUUUCUACAGCUAGAAUAUUUUAAACCCACUCAACUAAAUAGUUGUCCUUUUUUUCAGGUAUAUUUGCAUAUCUGAACUAUUUGGUUCCUGCCACAAGAAAAGAAAUCUUAGAUAUUCUUAUCAAUGGCUUGAAACGUAUGGAGUAUAGAGGCUAUGAUUCUGCUGGUAAUACUUUCUCAUAAUACUAUAAAUUAAUAUAACUUUAAAAAACUCUUGAUGAUUACUUAAAUUGCUUGUUUAUAUAUUUUAGGCUGUUUAAAAUGCAUUUUUGUAUUAAAUAUUUCAAUAACUGUUGAAGUUUAUUAUAUAUCAUUAAGCAACAUAUUUUACUUAACUUAUUAAUAUCAUUUUUAAGAUUUCCAAUAUUUCUUUAAUGAGCUGUAUCUAAAAAUGAAAUAUGACAUAGUUAGUCUCCAUUUCAGCUUAUUUUUAUUUCUGUCUUAAUUUUUUAAAAGAAAAUAUUUGUUCACAAUGAGUUACUUCUGGAUUUAUCCAUAUUAUAAAAAAAGAAAAUUGCUGAUUGAGAUCCUUAUAAUAUUUUAGGUUUGGCUGUUGAAGGUUCAGAUAAUGAUGAAGAGUGCUCUAUCAAAAUAAUCAAACAGAAAGGAAAGGUUGCUGCUCUUGAGAAGCUCGUUGCAGGUUGGUCUAGUUAGACAUUUUUAGGGAUAGUACCUACAAAUAAUACACUAAAUUUGACAUAAAACUGCACUGACUACAGGAAAGUAAUGAUUGCUGUAUCCAUGCCAUUUCAAAUUCUAUUGGUUGGCUAGCCUCGUAUUUAGCAUAUUAAUUUUUUAUCAUUUAAAAAUUAUAACCCAUUUCAUCAGCAACCAGCUAAUUUAGAUCCACAAUUUGUUUUUGUGUGAUUUAACUUUUAUUUUUGUUAAAAUUAUGAAUGUUGAUUAUAUUUUGCAGAAACUAAAGAUUUGGACUAUGAUAAGAUUUUCAACAUCCAUGUUGGUAUUGCCCAUACCCGCUGGGCAACUCACGGUCAGCCCAGCCCUAUCAAUGCUCACCCUCAGAGAUCUGAUCCCCACAAUGGUAAUUCAUCUUGGAAUGAAAAACUGUAGUGUUUUUUUUAAUUCCUCACUAGGUAUUUCAAAUAGUUCUGACCAAUGUUCCCUUUAAGCCAUGCAGCAAUCUCACAGAUGCCGCGCAGCAGUUUUGAGUACAGCGUAGCUAAUUUCCACUUAAGUGCGUGUUUGUGUCUGUAGGCUGUAAAAUUUUGCGCACAAAAAAAUUGAUGCUGUAAAAAUUUGCACACAACUUUAUGAUUUUGCACACGAACCAACAAACCUUAGAGGGAACAUUGGUUCUGACAUAAGACAGACUGAUAAGUAUGUAAUUUAAUACUUAAGCAACAUUUUCUCUGACAAAUCAUAAAUAAUCUGAAUUUAUUAAAUCAGAAGCAAAUUUUAAAUAAUUGAUGCAAGCAAGAAUGCUCAUUGCAAAAAUAAAACAUGACUAGCUAAUUAACCAGAUCGACCCAUAAAUUAAAAUUUCCUAUUAUUUAGAUUUUUUAAAUAAAAAAAUUUUUUACAAAUGGAUACUGAAAAAUUAAUUUCAUAAAAAAAAAGUAUAAUAAAACAUUUAAUUUACAGAAUUUGCUCUCAUCCACAAUGGCAUAAUUACAAACUAUAAAGACAUAAAAUCUUUUCUGGUAAGUACAUAAUUGCACAAUUAAAUUGUUUCCAGAAAAAACUGAACACUAAUCAUAAUUACUGAUACUUAAGCUCUUUUAUUUGCUGGUAUAUAGUCCAUUAUAAUGUCAGUUGAAAAACUGGACCCUUCGUGUAAUCAGUGACUUACACUUGUUCAGUUUUAUUUAAAUCAUGUAUUUUGUUGAACUAUGUGGGAAAUAAACAUGCCUCAUUAGUUCUAACAUUAGUUUGUUUUAUCAACAUUGUAUAUAAAUGUUCAGUAAAAAAAAUGUGAUACAUGUAUAUUAAAAGGGGAGAGGUAAUAAAAAAUUUUUUUUCACCCUCUUGUAUUAAAUAGUUGUAAGAAAGACCAACAAAUUAUUUAUACUUGAAUAUUGUUGGAAAUGUAGGUUACACUUUUAAUAACUUUUAUAAAUUUUUACAAUUGUUCUUUGAUAUGAAAAAUUAAGUUUUAUAUGUAAAAUAUAUAUUCACUUAAAAUUUUAAGAUGUUAAACAACUGUCACCUGCGAUAUAGUGAUAUUAUAUUUAAAUGGAUCAUGGAAAAUUCCCUGUGGAAAUUUUUUGUAAGACUAUUCUUGUAAUAAAAUUUAAUUGUGGAUAAAAACCCUUCAUUAAAAAAAUGUUUAUCACAGAGAAAAUUAAUUAUGUUCAUCUUAAGUUGUAAACAAGCUUAAUAAAAUAAAAUUAUUAAUAACAAUAGGUAACAAAAUCUAAACAAACAUGCAUGUUAUGUGUAAAUAAACAUUGAUCACAAAAUGCAACCACUCUAGCUUUACUUAAGUAUAUUGUUAUAUGACAUUUUUGGUAGUGUGCAUGCCUCAUAAUAAUCUGUAACUGAUAAGAGCUUAAAGCUACUCUCCACUGCCUAGAUGUGAUAUAAAAUGUAAAAAUUAUUAAGUCAAACUAUUUUGAAAAAUGUAAUAACUGCAUUCCAUAUAUAUUAAAUUAAAUGGUCAUGUAUUUUCCUGCCAAAGAUGAUCUUGAAAUAAAAUGUCAUCUUUACAUUUUCCCAUACAGAUUUAAACAAUGUUACAUACAUGUUUCAUGAAAUUUAUAAAAAAACUUGGUAUUUGUCCCUCAGCUCCAGAAAGGUUUUGAGUUUGAAACAGAGACUGACACAGAAGUUGUAGCCAAGCUUAUCAAACAUUUGUAUGAUACCCACAGUGAACAGAAGAAGCUCAAGUUCAGGGAACUCAUAGAGAUGACCAUCACACAGCUGGUCAGUACGGAGUUUAAAAUGGAGCUUUGGCAACAUAACAAUAUAAAGAAAUUUUCAUCUAUCCCUAUGGCGCUACACCCCUCUAAGGCUCUGGCCUGUCUCACCUCUUCCUUCCACUCAGACCUAACUGAUGCUUUUCUUUUCCAUGCUUGGAUUCCCAGCUGCUGUAGAUCUUUUUCCACAUUGUCUAUCCAUUUCAGCCUAGGUCUCCCUUUGAGACAUUUUUGUCUGGGGUUUAUUUGGUUCACCCUCUUCACUUAUUUUGUGCACCCUCUUCUCUUAUUUGGUUCACCCCUCCUCACUUAUUUGGUUCACCCUCUUCACUCAUUUGGUUCACCCUCCUCACUUAUUUGGUUCACCUUCCUCACUUAUUUGGUGCACCCUCUUCACUUAUUUGGUUCACCCCCUUCACUCCUCUAUCAUUUGGGAUUCUUUCUAAAGCUAAGUUUCCCGCCUAGUGCAUUCUGCCCUUUUUUAUUUAAUAAUAAUAAUAAUAAUAAGUGGUCUUAUAUAGCGCGGUACCCCGGCCUAGGGCUGGGCUCACCACGCUGUACAUAUAUAGCAAAGAGGCAUAAUCAUAAUAUUAAAAUAAAAUACAUAAAUGAAAUAAAAACAACAUAUAAGCAAAACAACACCAUAGGUAUAUUCAUCCACCCACACCAGACAUUUUUACAAGGAAACCCAUGUACGUUUAUCGGUUUAUAGGAGGAGAAUCAGUCAGAGUAGUAGAGUUUAAAUAGAUGUGUUUUGAGUGCAGUUUGAAGGCCUGUGUGGUUGUUAUAUUGCGGAUGUGUAGUGGCAAAGAAUUCCAUUGUUUGGGGGCGCAGAAAGAGAAAGAUCGUUCACCAUAUAAUUUAGUGCGUGUCUUGGGAACGGACAGAAUACGCGAGUCUGCGGAGGAGCGAAGUUGUCGAAGGGGUGAAUAGACAGAAAGAAGUUCAGUUAGAUAGGAAGGGCAGGAAUCCGAGAAAAAGUUGUGACAGAGAAGAGACAGCUUGUAGUCAAUGCGUGCCUGUAUAGGGAGCCAAUGUAGUGAGUGGAGUAGUGGAGUGACGUGAUCAUGUUUUUUUGCCUUAAGAACAAGCCUAGCAGCAGAGUUUUGAACUUUCUGCAGUUUUUCUAUAAAAUGUUUCGGUGAACCUGACAGAAGAGAGUUGCAAUAGUCAAGACGAGAGAGAACAAGAGCACAGACUAGAGUUUUUGUUGCGCUAACUGUCAGGUAGUGGCGGAUGGAGCUGAUCUGACGGAUGGCGGUGUAUGCCGAACGACAAAUGUGAGAGAUAUGUUUAUCGAGAGACAUGUUGUUAGAAAGAAUAUAACCAAGAUUCCUAGCAGAGGGUGUAAACUGUAUGUCGGAGUUACCUACUUGAAAUGAGGUGGGAAGAGUUGAGGUAGAGGAUGAUUUGUGAUUGUAAAUGAGGAGUGCUUCUGUUUUGUCAUCAUUAAGCUUCAACUUGCUGAGUGUCAUCCAAGACUUGACAUCAUCAAUGCACCCCCGCAAAGUCUGGACAGCGGAAUCGACAAGAGAUGGAUGGGUAUGCAUGUAUAGCUGUGUAUCAUCUGCAAAUGACUGGUUCUCAACAGCAUGCCUCCCGAGCAAGAGGAGUAGUGGCCUGGUAUACAUUAUGAAUAGAACCGGACCCAAAACGGACCCCUGUGGCACUCCGUACACCAAAUCAGCACUGCCGGAGAGACAGCCAUCGACAGAGACCAUUUGCGUUCUAUCAGAGAGGUAGGACCUAAACCAAGCCAAAACCGAACCAGAAAUUCCAAAGUAGUUUUCAAGGGUUUUGAAAAGGAUUUCAUGGUCAACAGUGUCAAAGGCCGCACUGAGGUCUAAGAGGAUCAAAAUGGAGACAUUACCGCUGUCCAUUGCGUGCAAGAGGUCAUUACUGACUCUCAAGAGAGCUGUCUCCGUGCUAUGGAAAUGUCUAUAGGCCGACUGAUUAGAACUGAGAAGAGAGUGAUCAUUUAAGUAAGCAAAAAGUUGUUUUAGGACUAGUUUUUCAAUAACUUUAGAUAAAAAUGAUAAGUUAGAUACAGGUCUAUAGUUUUUAAAUUAUUUUCAUCCAGACCGGGCUUCUUAAGCAAUGGUUUGAUGACAGCUGAUUUGCAAAGAGGCGGAACAGUGCCAGAAUAUAAACUUUCAUUUAUUAUGCGGGUUAUUGUUGGGAGCAAGAUAUCUAAUGACUCAACCAACAGGGGGGUUGGGAUGGGAUCCAAAGAACAUGACGUAUGUUUAGAUUUUAGGAUUAUAUUUUUUACCUCAAGUUCUGAAACAGGUUUAAAAAUAUUAAAAUGUGAAGUAAGACAAGGGAAAGGAGGCAAUUCAAGGGGAGGGGCAUCAAGACGAUCAAGCUCAGCUCGAAUGUCAGCUACUUUGCUUGUAAAGAAAUUACAGAAAAUAUCUGGUUGCUUGGGCAGGGGAAACACCGAAGGAAGCGCAGUUCCUUUGUUACUCCCCCUAAGGUGACCACAAACAUCAAACAACUGCCUGCUGGUUUUACCCAUAGUUAUCUUUUGGCUAAAAUACGUAGUCUUUGCACGACAAACAAUCUGAUUGACACGCUUCUUGGCAGCGUAAAAUAUCUGCUUAAAAACCACAAGACCUGACCUUAACCACUUCUUUUCUGCACUACGGCGCUCUUUCUUGGCACUGCGUAGUUCCUCCUUGAUGGUCGCAUACCAGGGAGAUGACCGCUUUAGACUAAAAUUGCGGCGGGUGACAGGGGCGUGUCGGUCAAGCACAGCGCGCAAUGCACGGUCUAGUGAUUCCAAUGUAGGGCAGAGGGCAGGGGACACUUCUACGCUUAGGUCAUGCUUAAAUGCAUCCCUGUUUAUAGCUCGCAGACUGCGCACCUCCCUAAACUGAGGGGGAGGGUUGGGGGCACUAACACUAAGUUCACAAAUAACACAGAAGUGGUCAGAGGACAGCUCUUGUGUGAUUGAAGUAGAUCUAACUACACCAUCUUGAGGCCUAUGUAGUACCCAGUCAAGAAUAUGUCCACGAUUAUGAGUCGGUUGGUCGACCGAUUGGUGAAGACUGAAUAAAUCCAAGAGAUCCAACAUCCUAGCAGUGGAGGGGUGCUGUGGUUGAUCAAAAUGGAAGUUCAUGUCGCCUAGUACAAUGUAAGUCCCGGUCAAUGUGUUGCAGUGGUCAAUCAAAUCCGGGAAUUCUCGAUGAAACACUGAGUCGGUCAAUUUAUUUUUCUUACUAGGGAAGGUGCGAUAUAUGCACAUGAAAUGAACUGUCUGCUGGGGCACUGACAGUGUAAAUUGAACUACCUCAAAAGACGUGUGGACGAAUGGGAGGUCUGUGACAAAAGCUGUAUGAUGGGACAACGUGUCUCUAUAUAUAAUAGCAAGGCCUCCGCCGCGAGUUGAACGGGGAAAUGAUCUGGCAGAAUAGCCAUAGGGAGCGAGAUCGGUGCACUUCCCCUCAUCGCCAGUCAGCCGAAACCAGGUCUCCUGGAUAAACAGAAUGUCAAUCUGCCUAUAGUGUAGAGGGGUGUAUUUCUGUUUCAAGCAUGGUAUCCUGAUAUAGUACAUACAAUUCCUGGUUGGUUCUUAUUCUCCAUCUAUAUCCAUCCUUUGUUGGUCCGUAUAUUUUCUGGAUAACUUUUCUCUUCCAUGUGUUUAAUAGAUUUUCUGCCAUUUUAGUUAGUGUCCAAGUUUCACUUUUGUAUGUCACUACUGGUCUGAUUACAGUUUUAUAGAUAAAUUUUGUUUUUUUCUUGUAUUGUAUUUCGUGACUACUGAAGUAUGCCCUGUUUCUGGCCAAGAUUAUUUUUUAAAUUUCUGUCAGUAAUUCAUUUCUUUCAUUUAUUCCAUCCCUGUGGCGCUACAGCCCACGUUGGGCUUUGGCCUGCCUCACCACUUCCUUCCACUCAGACCUAACUAAUGCCUUUCUUUUUCAUGCUUGGACUUUCAGCUGCUGUAGAUCUUUUUCCACAUCAUCUAUCCACCUAAGCCUAGGUCUGCCUUUGAGCCUUUUUUCUCUGGGGUAUUGGUGAUGUACCCUCUUCGUUCCUCUGUCAUUUGGCAUUCUCUCUAGGUGUCCUGCCCAGCGUAGCCUGCCUCUUUUUAUUUCUGCUACUAUCAUGGGAUCCUGAUAUAGUCUGUAUAAUUCAUUGUUGGUUCGUAUUCUCCAUCCAUAUUCAUCCUUUGUUGGCCCAUAUAUUUUCCUGAGAACUUUCCUCUCCCAUGUGUUUAAUAGGUUUUCUGCUGUUUUUGUUAGGGUCCAAGUUUCACUUGCAUAUGUUACAACUGGUCUGAUUACAGUUUUAUAAAUAAUUUUCUUUUUUUCUCUUGUAAUGUUUUUACUUUUGAGUAUUUACAAACUACUGAAGUAUGCCCUGUUUCCGGCUGAUAAUCUUUCUUUUAUUUCUGUUAGUAAUUCGUUUCUUUCAUUUAACAAGGAUCCUAGGUAUUUGAAUUGAUUUACUUUUUCAAAAGUCUGGUUUCUAAUUUUAAUUGCUUCUCCUGUCUAUUCUCCUCUUAACAUAGUCAUGUAUUUUGUUUUUUGGUUGUUAACUUCCAGCCCUGCUUGUAAUGACGCAUCUUCUUAUUCAAUAGAAGCAUUUGAUAUGUCUUACUACUUUUCCCUAACAGUGCUUUGUCAUCAGCAUAUGCAAGAAACUGAAGGAGUUGAUUGUAGAGAAUGCCUAUUGGUUGUGGGUCUUGGGUUUCUCUCAGAAAGUAUCCUGUGAUUGUUCCUCGGGUGUCAAUAUGUAAGCUUCUUAUAACUCUCUCUAAUGUUAGGUUAAAUAGUAUACAAGACAUCUAAUCUGAAAUUUCUUUCAAUAUUCUUCCUCAAACUUGAUUUUUACUUUUGAGUUGUUUAAUAUUAUAUGUAUCAGUUUUAUCAGUUUGUUGGAAAUGCCAAACUCCUGCCUCCUAUAGAUAUUUCCCCUUUUGAAGCUGUAUUAGGCCAUUUUAUAUAGUCAACAUAGAGUUGGUGCUCUGGAAUAUUAUAUUCAUAACAUUUCUCUAAUUGGUAUCUCACGUUGAAAAUCUGAUCAGUCUGUUUUGUCUAAAUCCACAUUGGUAGUCACCUAAUAUUUGUUCAGUGUAUGGUUUAAGUCUCUUGGCAAUUAGUUUUGUCAGUAUUUUGUAUGUAACAUUUAAUAGGGAAAUUCUUCUGUAAUUUAUGCCUUGAAGUUUUGAACCUUUUUUGUGUAUUGGGGUUAUUAGUGCUGUUUGCCAUUCUGAUGGGAUUUUCUCUUCUUGCCAGAUUUGUCUGAGUAUAAUCUUUCAUUCUCUGUCUGAAAACCUAUGACUGCACAGACUGCUUCUUUCUUGACAGCAAAUAAGUGUUUGUUUUGUCCUUUUUUCCUGAGGAUGUCAGCAUUUUUCAAUAAAAUUUGUUGCAAUGCAGUAAAUGGAGAUUUUAUAUAAUUAAAAAGUUGCUUUAUUAGGUUGGCUGAGGCUCCUGCUCUAAACAGGCUUAGUAUGUUCCAAGUUGCCAUCCAAAAAUCAUAUCCAUAGCCAAGCAUAAGUCGAUUUCCAUUAUUUUUAUUUCAGGUUUCAUUUUGUUGUUUGGCUUUCAUAACAUUUAUUUUUUUUUCAUGCUGGGUUAUUAGCCAUGCCCACAACCAUUUGGGGGGGGGGGGGGGGAGCUGUCUUUAUUUUCAGGUAAGGUUCCCUAGCCUUUGUGGAUCUCUCCGCUUUCUACAAGACAGUAGGUUCUGAUUUAAGUCUGGGGUUAUUUAAUAUGGAAACUAAAAGGUGGCUUUUAAAGUUUUUAAAAAACUUAUAAUGAAAUAACUGUUUGUUCAUUUAUUUAAAUGUUAAAAUAGUGGUAAAUAUAAUUAGAUACAGUGCCUUUAAUCUAUGCAAUCAUUUCUAACAUAUUAUUGGAAUCAGUAUUUGAGAUCUUUACACUAAUUCAGGGGUUCGCAACCUACGGCAAGUGUGCCAGACUUUGCACGCAUAGCGGUUCUCAUUGACAUGGGGAAGACAAAAAAAAAAUAUAAAUGACCAAAAAAUGUGUCUUAAGUUAUUGGUACACUGAAUAAAUUAGAAGACUUACUUUGGCAUAGUAUAAAGUUGCUGACCCCUGCUCUACUGUACAUAGAAUUUCAAUACCUACAUUUUUUGUUUGCAGGAAGGAGCAUUUGCUAUAGCAGUAAUGAGCAAACACUAUCCUGGAGAUAUUGUAGCCACAAGGUAAUCAAUAAUUUUAUGAAUUAAAUCAAUUAAAGAAAGCAGUUGGUGAGAUUUUGGGGCGCAUAUGUUUACAAUGUGACAAAAUCAUAAAGAAAUUGUUGACUUUUAUUCAAAUGACAGAGAAAAGACUCACACCCUUCAGCUUCUGUAUAUAUUUUUUUGAUCAGAAAUUAACUUCUCAUUUUUUUGGAAGCAUGUAUAAAAAUUAAAAUUUUAACAUUGAAUUAUGUAUAUUUUCUCACACUUACUGGACAUAUUUUAAUGUUUACUAAUUAUUGCCUAUUUGGACUAGAAACAAUAUAUUCAAAUGUCAGGGCUCACAAAAUACUGUAUGGUUUAUUUAGGCGAGGUAGUCCUCUGUUGAUUGGUGUUAAAAGUAAAACAAAGAUGAGCACUGACCAUAUUCCUGUGCUGUAUGCUAAAGGUAAGCUGUCUUUAAAUUUUACAAUGAGUAAAUUAACUGAACCCAUCCUAUAUUUAAAAUGUUCAUUUUCAAAUGUCAUUUUAUUGUAUAUGUAAAAUGUGCACUAAAAUAGUACAUCAUUUUGUUGUUAAAUGUUGUUAAAGUAAAGCUCUGCUCUUCUAACAUUUGCGAUUUUUUUUCACAUCUUCCUCAUAAUUCCAGUUCCCACACUUUAUCUUAGUUCUGUAUUUUUUAUUUUCUUGCAUCAGUGUCAAUGAUUUAACUCUCAUUCUAUUCUAAUAUUCUGUCCAAUCAGUGUCAGUGAUUGAUCAAUAAUUCUAAUGGCAUGUCCAAUCUCUGUCAGUAGUGUAACUCACAUUCUAAUGGCCUGAAAAACCAGAAUCAAUGUAUCAUCAUAAUCUCUGAAUGAUUAAAACCUAUUAAAUUUGUGAGCUUAAGUCAGUCAAGAGUCACAACCAGGUUACAAAUAUCCACACCACUGGUUUUUGUCAAUAUUUCCCCAAAUUAUAACAAAUAAAUUAAAUUAAUUAAAAUGUUUUUAUAAAAUAAAAAAUCCUUUUUGUAGUCAAAAUAUUGCAGCAAUAAUUAGAAAUAUAUGUUCUGUUUCUAUGAGGAAACUAUUAACGUUUUAGAAAUACAUUUUAGCAUGAAAUAAGGAUUUUAAAAAAUCUAAUGAUAAUUUGAAUGUUUUUACAGUGAUGUAGACUUUUAAAAUUUCCCGUAAAAACCUGUAAAAGUUGCACAUUGCACUCUGUCAGUUAACACGUUUUAAAAGAUUUAAAGAUAAAUCAGCUCCAAUUUCAUUGAAAUGAAAGAGUCGCUCCAUAAAUAGGUUAUGCUUAGCAUGAGAACCUGGUAAAACUGAUUAUAGAGUUGGCUUUUUUCCUAACUUCCACAACUUUGUUCUUUUCACAUAGACAAUAUCCCACAUCUCUAAAAUUUCAUAUUAUUUGUUGUUAUUACAGAACAGAUCCUUGACAAAAGUAAGAAUGAAAUGUUCAGGGUCAUCCUUAGAUUUCACACUCAAUCUUUCAAUACUUUCACUCUAGGAGAUGGAUUUCUUUGCCUCAACUCUAUAAACAAAUUAUAAUGAAAAGCUAACUUUGAAAAUAUAGAAAAAAGCAAGGACUUCUAGAAUUAUGGUGUUUACAAAAAAUAGAAACUAUCGAAAUUCUAUAUAAAGAAAGGCAAUUUGUAAGAAUUUCAUAGUCUAUUUUUAGCUUUAAAACUGUUUCAAGAAUUGGGAAAUGUGAAUAUUAUAUCGAAAAAUUUUAAGUGUAUUCUGGGGACAUAUUUUCUAAUAAAAUGUUACAUUUUUGUAGAAUUGCUUUUAUUUGCUGAGUGGAAAAUUUUAAAAAGAAAAUUGCAGUAAUUUCACAAUAUUAAGUUUUUAUGUAACAGCACUGGAAGUAUCUAAACAUUAUUUUUUUUCUUUGAUUAUAACUAGUCUAUAAGUUCUGGCUCAACAGCCUGUUUCCAUUCCAAGAAAUUAUGGAUGACCCUUAGUUUUAUGCUAUGCAUCAUUCUAUUUUAUUGUAUAACAUUGUUGGGGGCUGCAAUGCCUUUUAUAUUUAGAAUUAUCAUACAUAUUUUUAAUAAUGCUAGUGGCUCUUUUUCAAGGAUUUCUUCAUCAUUCAUAUGUUACAAUUUCUUUUAAUGUUCCAUUCACCCUAUCUUUAAUGUUUUGUUUAUAAAUUAUGACCGAGCAUACUACAGUAAUAUAUCAGCUUAAAAAUGGUUAUAAAUUACUUUAAUUUAUUUAUGUUAUAAUUACCUUCAUUAAAAUUACAAAACAGAAAGAAACUAUAUGAGGAUAAUGUUUAUAUUCUCUUAUUUACUCUUUUUUAAUUGCUUUUUAAACAAUAUAAAUAAUAUGUAUGUACAGUGAAACCUGUGAAUAGCAUAAAUCCUCAAGAUGGUAGCAAAAGGGGUGCUAUUUGCAGGGGUCAUGCUAUUCACAGGUUAAGCAUGAAUGAGGAUCAUGCACAAUAAUUUGAAAUGAGAAGACAUUUGCACAUUGAAAAUACAAAGAAAUGAGUAAAUAUACAUACAUGUAAAUGAAUGCACUUUCUAAUAAACACAGAACAAAUAUGAAACUAUGCGAGAUUUGUUUGAGCUUAAACAAUCUUCACGCAGCUCAUUACAUUGGCGUUUGACUGAAUAUAUGCAAUUCAUGGGGUUUUUGUUAGUAAAUCGAUUCAUGCUGGGUUGAGUUAGGACAUUUGCCAGGGACAGCACUAAUUUGAGGCUCACUAGUAACAGUUUUCACUGCAUUCGAAGCUACACAAAACUAACUUCUCGGUGGAUGUGGGUCGCCACUGUAAUAUACUAGCUAUAUGUUUAUAUUUCUGCUUACUGGUAAGGGAUUAUUAAUGCUCCUGUUGGAUGAUUACUUAUAAUAUACAUAAGAGUAUUUAUAUAGCCCAAAUACAACUCAACUUUAUAUAUUAUUAAUUUACUUUAAAUUUUACUGUAGUUAAUAAAUAGACUGAAUAAGGAAACAGUUAUUUAUGUUAUUUUUUAAAUCAAUUUGAUUUUGAUAAUCUAAAAUUGAGCUUAAAAUGAGAAGUUAUAUUUGGGCUAUGGUGCAAUUACUCUUUUAUAAAAAUUGGGAAUCUUUUCUUCUAUUUUUUAAAGCUUGUAUAACUAGUCUAGCAAUUUUCUUAUCUCUGCUUGGUAAUUUAAAGAUGAACCUGAUUUUUACAUAAUAAAAUAUGCAUGAGAUUAUUAUUUUAUGCUAGCAAAAUUGAACUUUGCUUUGCAAGAUUUAUUUUUACUUUGUGCACACACAUAGUUGUAUAUACCCAUUUCAUUAUGAGUGUGUGUGUCGUGAGCGUGUGUUUUGGUCAAGCAGAUGGUUGUAGUCCGGAUGGACAAGACUAAUGAAUGGUUUGGAGGGCAGUGAUUAAUAGUCCCUUUCAUCUGUAAUUCAUACAAAAGCAUGACUCUUUUCAUACCACACUGUGUUAAAAAAAACCUUGUUCAAAUAUUUUAGUCAUAGCUUUAUAUACUUUAAUCUAUUCUAAAACUUGAUAAACAAAAACAUGACCCUGUGUUGUAGAAGCUAAUAUAUUUGUUGUCAUUCAUACCUGUCCACUGGGCUGGUAUUAACAAAAUCUUUUAUCAGCACAAUAGCAGACACACUGAAAAUAACAUAUCGUCUCCCUGCGUUUAUGAAUAUCUAUUUAUUUGGGAAAAAAAAUGAUUUAAUCAAAAAAUUUAGACUAUAUAGAAAGCAUCUAGUUGGAACAUUGUCAUAAUACUAUGUCAUAACGUUUCAAUAUUUAAAUGUAAAUACUUUUUUUGUUUAUGCCUUAUGUUAAAUAAACUUAACUCCUAAAUCAUUAAUUUAAAAAAUAUGUUUAUGUGGCUUCACUAUGCUUAAAAUUUAGAUCAUAGAGGUUUUCUGGGUAGCAGUCAUGGCAGAAAAGAUGAGGAUACAGAAUAUAUCCCUGUGGGACCACACAAAGAGAUAGAAUAUUUUUUUGCCUCUGAUGCAAGGUAUGUUAAAAAUUGAUCUUUUGAAUGACUUGAGUUUUAAUAAUUUUUUUAUUUUCUCAUAAAGCAGGAUUUAAAACUAGUAAAAUGUUCAAGUGCUCCCCCUAUUUUUUUUAUAAAAUUGCCUAGAAAACAAAAAGAAAUCGUUUUUUAAAAUGCAUCCAUGAUAAAGUGAAGGAACUAGAGUAAUAAAAAUAAUUUGUGAUCAAGGUAAUUUAUAAAAAUAUUUUAUACAUAUAUUUGUGGCAUCUGUAAAUCAAGGAUAUGCCAACUUUGAUAGACAUCUUUAAAUUUUCUGCAAAAUAUCAAGAUACUAAGUUAUGGGUAAGUUGGUAAAAAUGGCCUAUAAGAAGAUGAAACAGACGAUUCUCAUGUCAGGCAGACAAAAAAAUGGGGUAAUAAAAUAAUAGAUCUGUUAAGCAAUUUUAAAAUCAUAUUUACCAGUUUUUACGAAUGCUUAACAUAAGUUAGAGAAAUGAGUUGGUUUAGUUUAUAUUUGUAAAAUUUUCAGUUCUACUUAGUUAAAUAAUUGAUAACCAUGAUUUCACAAACUUUUAAUCACAUGAGAGCACCUCACCUACUUAACGUCCUUGUUCCAGUGCUUUCAUAGAACACACAAAUCAGGUGAUAUUCUUGGAAGAGAAUGAUGUCGCUUCUGUACAUGAAGGUAUUCUUAAUAUUCAUCGGGUCUCACGAUCCCUUGAGGAAAGCACAUUCCGUGAGGUGUGUACAUUAAAGAUGGAAAUUGAACAGAUCAUGAAAGGUUAGUAAAGUAAAGACUAGACAGACAAAUUUAUAGAAUUUCUGUUUCUGGCUAUUUUAGCACAUAUUUAGUUUUAAAUCACAAUGAUUCAUAUUUUAUAAGAGUUAUGUUAUAUUUAUAUAUUGAUAUAUUUAUGAGUUUUCACUGGUAAUACUAGGGUAAUAUAUAAAUAAAUGAAGGGACUGCUUUCAAGCUAUGUAAAAGAAUGAAAUAGUGAAACGAGGUAUGUGGAAGCUUGAAAAAAGGUAACAGGACAAAAAACAAGGACGUUUCGGCAUAAAGCCUUCAUCAGCCAACAAAAGAAAUGAAAAUACAACAAAGAAAAGAACACAGUAGAAAACUCAAGCAGUAUUCAUUCGUCUCUCCGGAAGUGGGAAAACAGGAAGCGAGAGAAAAUAAAUAUAUAAACAAUUAAGAUCAUUUUUACCAUUAAUAGCUCUCAUUUUUGUUAUUUAAUUAAAUCCCAUUAAAAAGAAUUUCCAAUAUACAAACUUAAAUUAACCCUCCCACUUCCCAUCAAUAAGUGACACACAACUGAAUCAUUUUGAGCUCUUAGUUAUUUCAAGUUUUUUUUCUCUCAAUACUUUGAUGUUGAUAAAAGUUAAAUCUUAAUUGGCUUUCAAACUUAUCAGUUUUUGUUUGGCUACAGGCAGUUUCAGUUCCUUCAUGCAGAAAGAAAUCUUUGAACAGCCAGAAUCUGUGGUCAACACAAUGAGAGGGCGAGUCAACUUUGACACCAACCAAGUUAUUCUGGGUGGCAUCAAGGACUACAUGGCAGAAAUCAGGCGGUGUCGACGACUUCUCUUCAUUGCUUGUGGCACCAGUUACCACAGUGCUAUUGCUGUACGUGAUUUUUGUUUUGAUUGGUUAAAGUAUACAAUAGUUUUUUUAAAGGACAAUUCUCCUGAAUAAUAAUGUUAAUUUGAAUACCAAUGACCUACUUUUUCUUUUUUUUCAUUAAAUACCGUAAUAAAUAUUCAUUAGCAUUUUGAAGAGUUAACCUAUGCAAUGCUUCAAAUUCAAACUUGUUUUCUAUUUUAGUAGAUGUUUAUAAGUACCGGUAAGAAAGAAAACAAAUUAUUUCCCCAAACAUAUGUCAGAAGGACAAAUCCUAAUCCUACCGUCCAUCAACGUACACAUACCAUUCUAUAUUUCAUAUUUAAUAUAUUUGUAUGGUUUUCAUUCCUUCCACAGACACGUCAGCUGCUGGAGGAACUAACAGAACUUCCAGUCAUGGUGGAACUUGCCAGUGACUUCCUGGACAGGAACACACCCAUCUUCAGGGACGAUGUUGUUUUCUUUUUGAGUCAGUCUGGUGAGGAUUAUUUUCAGCAUCUUUUAAAUUUUGGGGUUUUUCAAUUUUCGGAGGGAGGUUUAAUUUUGUUUCUUUUAGUGCUUGACUUUAUGUGACAAAUUUAAGAAAUUGUUUAUGUAUCUUCUUUAUAAUAAAAUUUAAUUAUAUUAAAAUCUAAAGACGGCAGAUUUGUCCUGAACUUUGAAAAAAAGGGAUAAAUGAUUUUUUUUUUCAUAAUUUUUAUUAAAAAGUCUUCUAGCUAUCUAUAAAAGUAUUGAGCUUUGCUUGAAUACAGGUGAGACUGCAGACACACUUCUGGCCCUUAGGUAUUGCAAACAAAGAGGUGCUCUCAUUGUUGGCAUCACCAAUGUCGUUGGGUCCAGUAUCUCUAGGGAAUCAAAUUGUGGAGUUCACAUCAAUGCUGGUCCUGAGAUUGGUGUUGCUAGCACAAAGGUAAACUGGGCUCUUAGUUUUUUUCUUUUGGACAUUAAGUUACAACCACAAAUGACUGUGUUGUUUUGAUGCAUUUACUUUCUAAAGAUCUGCCUUGCUUUAUAUGUGAUGAUCAUGUGAAAAAUGAUGGGUUGGUCUCAUUUCUAGGCAUACACAAGUCAGUUUAUAUCUCUUGUGCUGUUUGCACUUGUGAUGAGUGAGGAUAGAAUCUCAAUGCAGCAAAGAAGACAAGAAAUCAUAGAAGGGCUAAGGCGUCUGCCAGGUAAACCUUAGAGUAGUUAUGAUUUUGUAAAAAAAAAAAAAUGAAAUAAUAUUUUUAUACAUAGAAUCCAUGACAAUAUUAGAAUGGAAGUCACAAAGUAUUAUUAUUAAAAUGUAUUGUAUUACAAAACAACUCAUCACUAUUUAAAGAUGUAAAGCAGUAAUUGCAUUUCUGAUCAUCUGUAAUUGUUUUCUAAAGGAGACUUAAUUUUAAUAAUUAUUUUGAUUGUUUUUGUACUAAAAAUUAUAUAACUUCUUGAAUUCUUUUUAUUGAUUUGUCAAAAAUGAUGCUAUCAUCCAUAUGAAUUAUGAACAUUAGAAUAAUUUUUAAUUAUUGUUCUGUGCCUGUAUAAAAAUUUCAAUACGAUAAAGAUGUUUCGGUUAAUCAGAGCAAAUCAAGACCGUUUUGGCCAAGGAUGAAAAGAUCCAUAGUUUUGCCAAGGAGCUGCAUACCCAAAAAUCCCUAUUGGUCAUGGGCCGUGGCUACAACUACGCUACUUGCUUAGAAGGUGCACUGGUAUGUUUGCUGUAACAUUAAAAGUUAACUUUUAUGUUAUAGAUUCAGUAAAUGUUAGAGUUUGUACAUUUGUUGUUGUUACGACUGGUAGGCUUUUCUUUAAACGAAAACAUCUUGCGUUAGAGUGACUGGCAAUAAUUCUUUUACUGCUCUCUUGGAUACUACUUCUCAGCUAAGUGCUAUUUUAUUUAAGUCUGUUUUUUGUGUUGUUUGGUCGCUGAUGAAGGCUUCCUGCCCACACGUUCUUAUUGCGUUCCUUUUUUCAGGUUUGACCAUACUUUGUUUCACUCAUUUCCUUUUUACUAACCUGAUUGAAGUCUCUCUCCUUAUUACCAUUGCAAUAAUGCUGUUAUUUUCAUAAUAUUUAUACUUAUAGUUCUUUAUAAUCUGUCAAAUAUAAUUUAUUUGCUUGUUUCCUGCACAGAAAAUUAAAGAGUUGACCUACAUGCAUUCAGAGGGCAUACUUGCAGGAGAGCUGAAACAUGGACCUUUAGCCCUGGUGGACAAAGCUAUGCCUGUACUUAUGGUGUGCACAAAGGAUAAAGUCUACACAGUGAGUCAUUUAUAUAUAUAUAAAAUUAAAAAAAAAAAAGAAAUUCAUUUAUUUAAAAGGUUAUUUUACAUUGUAAAACAAAAAGUAUUUAGGUACAGAUAUAAAGUUAAUUUACAAGAAACAUCAGGAGGAAAGUGAACCAAAAGGUUAAACAUUUUAAAGGAAAAAUGAUGAGAAAAGCAUUUUUAUUAAUUAUACAUUUUAAGAGAAAUCAUUUGUGUGAUCCAUGGUUGUUAUUAAAUAUGAGACUAAAGCUGUCUUAUGUAAUGGAAGUAAUCAAAACUAAUCAUGUUUACAUUUAAAGUAAAAAAAUAACAGAUGAGCCGCAAGGAUAGGAGGAGAUAAAUAAAUUGGAUGUACUUUUUUAAAAUUUGAAAUUUUUAAAAUCUUAUCACAACAGUUGUAGGAGCUAGUCUACAUCUCAGAUCUUUACAGAACUAAACUGCUUACUUGGCAUACUUUGAAUAAAUUAUUUUACCUUUACAAUUUUUACAAUUUCAGAAAUGUGUGAAUGCAGUGCAGCAAGUUAAAGCCAGGCAUGUAAGUACUAUUAAGAACCUUAUUAAAUUACAUUUUUUUAAAGCAAUUUUGUUAUCUAUCAUUUUAAAUAAUGUUUCUGUUAUUUAUAACCUAAAAAUGUUAUUUAUUAUUUAUUAAAUUUUCUUCCUGUGAAUUUAUAACCUAAAAUGUUUUAAAGAAUACUGAUGGCAUAGCAGUAUUGAAAACAACAAAGACUCUAAAACAUAAUAUUUAAGCUAACCACAAGUUAAAAAAAAUUAGUAAAUAAAAUCUGUUACCCGAAAUUGCUAAUUGAAAAUUGGAAUCCGUGCUAAAGAACAGUUGUAAUGACUUGUUUUUUUGUUUCCCCUUUCCUACAAAAGGGCAAUCCUAUAAUGAUAUGUACUGAGGGAGAUGAAGAGAUCCAGUCCUUGGCAACCCAGUACAUUGAAGUGCCCCACACCAUAGAUUGUCUACAGGGUGUUCUCACUGUGAUUCCCAUGCAGUUGCUGUCGCUGCACAUUGCAGAGCUUCGGAAGCUUGACGUAAGCAUCAUUUAUCAUUCUUACAAUAAAUUCCCUGCCUUAAAUUUUGUAUCUUUAAACAUUGUUUUUGAAACGUCCAUUCAUAAUUUGACUAUAACUGUAGCAUACAGCUUUCCUAGUUGCACACUUUUUUAAAAAGAUAAAAUUUUUUUUUUUUUUUUUUUUUUAACCUUAAAAUUUACCUUUUUUUUUUUUUUUUUUUUUUUGCAAAUUAAAGAAAAAAAAAUUGUAGAUAAAAAUUAAUUUUCACUCAAUUGUAAUUAUUGUAGAGGAAUUUUAAACAACUUUAAAUGAUUAUGAAAAUUAUGUGUUCUUUUAUUGAAUUUGAUAAAAUCUAUUAUAUUUCAUUCAUGUGAGCCUAUAUUUAUUAGAACUAAAUCCCGAAAAGUCAUCGACUGCUUUUAUUACAUGCACCUGAUUAUAGCAAUAAUAAUUGCAUUUAAAUAAAAUUAAGGUCUGUUUGGCAUUUUUUCAUCCUGGAAAAUGUGUUACUACUGUGAUCAUUGUAACUAGCACUUGCUCUAGUGAUCACUACCCUAUACUAAUAACUUUUUUAAUGCGAAUACUCCCCCCCCCCCCCCUUUUCCCACCCCACCACCAACCCUUUACUUUACCCACUAAAUAAUUAUGUACACUAUAAUAAAGUUGUAAAGUUUACAAACCAAGGCAUCAUUUGACCCCUUUCUGUAGAGAGAGUUUUAAACCCUUUUUAAAAGGUUUCUUUAUUGCCCUGAGCACCAUCACCAGCUUUAAGAUUUGGCAAUGCUGUUGCAUUGUUACCACACCUAAAACCAUGAUUAAUUAUUUUUAGUAAGACUGUAUGUUGUUGUUGUUUGUCUGUCAAAAUCGACUCGGACCAUCGAGUCAUCCAGUUGGGGGGAGGGUGGAUUACAGUGAGCUCGUGGCUUGCUAGACCGAUCCGUGCUCAGAAUAAUCUCGGGCACUGUGGGCAGGGGAUAGUUUUAGCAGACGGUGAUCUAAUGUUACUCUUUCGGGCCAGCCUGCGUGUCUCAGCUGUGGUUAUCCUACUGGCAUCAUGGGAUUUAGCCCCCCCCCAUCUCCACAGCUGCUCUCCACCUGGCUCUGUCCUGGGCAGUCUGCACCCAUUGAGUAGGUUUGAUGCUGAAGGCCUUUAGUGCCGCUUUCAGUGAGUCUUUGUAACACCUUCUUUUACCUCCUUGGGAGUGCUUGCCUAUCGUGAGUUCUCAGAAGAAUAUCUGUUUUGGGAGCCGGUGGUCUUCCAUACGGGCUACGUGUCCCUUCCAACAGAGUUGAGACUGAAUAAGGGUGGUGAAAAUACUAAGUAGGUUCGCUCUAGCCAGGACCUCUGUGUCAGGAACUUUGUCUUUGCCACCUGAUGCUGAGGAGUUUCCUGAGGCAGGUUGUGUGACAAUGAUUCAGUUUCUUGGCGUGACGGAUGUUCACAUCCAUCGAACAAUGUGGAGAGGACUGUUGCGGUAUAGACCUUGAUCUUCGUUUCUCGUCUGAUACCUCUCCUGUCCCAAACAGUGCUGCGGAGCCUGCAAAAUAUGGCACUAGCUUUUGCGAGUCUAGCAUUCAUUUCAUCAUCCAUAAUGACAGAUCUGGAGAGGGUGCUGCCCAAGUAAGUAAAUUUUUACACUGGGUUGAGACGCUGUCCGCUGAUGAUGAUAUUGGGUUCAACGUAGGGCUUACUAGGAGCUGGCUGAUACAUCACCCCAGUCUUCUUUGUGUUGAUAGUGAAGCCAAAGUUAUUGCAGGCGUCAGAGAAGAUAUCAACACUGUGUUGCAUGACGGCUUCUGAGCCAGCGUUUAGGGCACAAUCGUCAGCAAACAGAAGCUCAUUGAUGGUGUUAUGUUUGACCAUUGUUUUAGCUUGAAGCUUCCUAAGGUUGAAGACUGAUCCAUCAGUGCGAAACCGGAUUGGCAAGCCCAUGGUGGAGUUUGAAAAUAAACUACCUGAGAAUCCCUGUCCACGGAAAUGUAAUCACUGUUAACUUUCACUUCCUUAAAAUAAUGCUCUGUAUAUAUAGUUUUAAAUUUUUUUUACCUUGAAAUUAGCAGCAGCUUAAAAUUUAAAUGGGAAAAAAAAUGUGUAAGAGAACAUAGUGACCCCAGAGAAACAUUUCCUGUCACAAGAUAAAUUGUAGCUGUGACAUCAGGAAAAUAAUGUUAACCUGAAACACUAACAGCCAAGAGAUGUUUUAUUAGUGGGUAACUUAAUGUGUCUCUAAUGGGUUGCUUGUAAAGCAUGACUGUUUAAGAUUUUUUGCUGUAGAUUGUAGAGAGAAUUGCUUGAAGAUUUAUUUCCAUGCUAUUUUAGUUUAAAUCAAUGAAUUAAAAGAGGGUUAUAUGAAAUUUUAUAGCUCAAAGGGAUGUGUUCAUAGGGUUGAGAAACAUUGGCGUGGAAGAAAAUUAAUCUGAUGGCUUGUAAAACAUCAGACUGUUAAAGUGCAAAGGGCUCACAAAAAGUUUUGCUGUUGUUUAAGUGUCAUUUAAGUUAAGCUUGGGCACUUAGUCCUUAAAGUUAAAUUUUCAUGAGUUAUGGUUAUUAUAUGGGACUUGUCAAGAUGUCCUUUAUCUUGUCAUCCUUGCAAGGAAGGCUAUUUAUCUCUUUUAUUUCUUUUUAAAAAUUUAUUUGUUUUAUUUGGUUAAAUUAAUUAACUGGUUGGAAUUUUUUAAAACCAUCUAGCUAGAUGUUUUAGACUAAAUGGCUUACUGUUCUAAUUUUAUAAUAAUUUAAUACUGUAAUAAGUUAAGAUCUAACACGUUUCUAAAUUUCGUUUUAUUUUAUUUUCUAUCAUACUUAUCAUUUAACAAAUUGCAAAACUUUUACAAAUAUGCACAGUGAAAUUUUAAGACAAUAUAUUUCUCAAUAUUGUUAAAAUGCAUGUUUUUUUUUGAUGUAUAAGAUUCCCAUAAGUAAAACAGAUUUGUAAACCUUAUUAUCUUCCACUAUAUCUGCACUAAUGAAAAAACCAUAGUGAAAUUAGUUAGGAAGGGUGGGGUGGAGGGGGAACUUUUUUUCUAUAUAUUUAGGGUGUUACUUUUUUGUCCAACUGUAGAAUUUUUGUGUUGUUGUAGGGCUGCAAAAAUCUUGGCCUGCCAUGGUCUGCACUAACUCUAGCUAUGUCCCUGGAUAUAGGCUUGUAGAUAUAGAGCUGCAUGUACAUAACAGCAUACAAUGUUCUCUCUAUUCUAUAAAAUUUUUGCUGAAAAUAAGUCAAAUUUAUGAGGAUAUCAGUACAUAUUGGCCAGUGCUAGCAGUAAAGACAAAUUAUUCUAUACCAGAGCAAAUUAUUCUGAACUAAAGUUUAAAAAAAACUAUAAAAAAAAUUGAUUAUGACAAAAAUUUUAGCCUUAAACAAUUCACUUAAAAAUGGAUUUACUUUUAAGUAUGCUAGAAAUUCACUGUUAUUAUUAUGUUCUCAACUGAUUAAGAAUUUAUGAACAUUUAAUCUAAUGGAAAAUGGAAGCAUUUUAUUGACAGUAAUUCUGCUCAGAAAUUUUUUAAAAAAUGACAUUGAUAGCAAGCUUGUGAAGAACCUCACGUUUUUUCUCCUUAUUCAUGUCAUACACAUUUCAAAUGCAAGACUGAAAUUAAAUCCUCAUUUAAUACUUAGUAUCUGCUACAGGGAUGUUUGGUACAGAAUUAUAUAUAAAACUAUACACUCUCUUUAACUCAUGCCAUACCAUUUUUAACUCUCAGGUGGACUGCCCUCGAAACUUGGCUAAGUCUGUCACGGUGGAAUAAAUUCAUAAACUUUCCAGCUAUUUACCAUCUGUAAGAUGUAGCAUGAUUUUUAUUAGCUUAUCUAUAAAGCCCAGUGUUUCUCAACCUGGUUACUUCGGUCAUGUGGCAAUUUUGCUAAUAUUUUUUUUUUCUCAUGAAAAAUGAGAAGCGGGGGAGGGGGCAAAUUGCUAGAAGUUUCUUAACGGUUUACUUAAGUGUUGAGAAACACUGACAUAGAGUGUAAGCUAGAUAAAUAUGGGUUCACAUCCUUGAUAGUACAUUUUGAUUUGUGAAUAUAAGUUCAAUUACACAAUGACAUAUCUCAUAAUUUCUUCCUUUUAAAAUUUACUUUAUAUUUUGAAAAAUCUCAAAAUAAUACUAGAUUUAGCAAAUUUAAAACUUAUUGAUGUUUUCCUUUUGAAUUUCUCUUCCUCUUGUUUAACAUAGUCAGAAAAGCCCCCCCCGUUAAAUGGCUUUAAAUGUAGUGUUGACCUACUUUUUAGACAUUUGUAGGAGUGUGUUUGCAUGCAUGUGUGCCACACGAUUGCUACAUAGGAACAACUUGAUCUACUCUCAUUUUUGUAUCACAUGUAGAACUUCUGCAGACAUAUUAACUGAAACAAAAGUAUGCGGAAACAAAACAAAAAGAAUAACAUUGCCAUUAAAUAACAUAACUAAUGGUGUUGUUCCUAAAAAUGUCCGGCAAUAGGACUAGACACAAGUGUUCUACUUUUUUAGUUGACCUAUAUAAAUUAUAAUAUUUUGCUUUUUUUCUCAUUGUAUAGCAGUGCUCCACAACCUUUUUCUUCCCACAAGCACAACUAGGCCCUUUCGAAAAUUUUGCGGCACACAAUAAGAAAAAAAACCAUACAAAAAUAUCUAAAAUUUUGAGUUUGUGUCAUUUUUAAUUCAUUAUCUGUUUAAGCAACUAGAAGUUUCAUAGAACUCUACCAAGCAGGGUCAUGCCAAGGAAAAGCGGCUUCGGGGGCGAGACUGAAAAUGCCACCCUCAAUAUAUAGAGAAAAAUGAAGAUUUUGGCGCCAGGCGUCUUUGUGAACAACAUGUGAUUUUAUAGUUUAAUUCACUAUUUAGGUCCUUUCUAAAUGUCUAAAGACAAUUUUUGUUCCCACUGAUGUUGGUGAUUGCGCGCCCCUUCCCCCCUCCCCCUUUUGCAAGCCCUGCUACCAGGAUGGAGCGCUUAUUAUUUUUUUGAAGUUCGGUGAAGUGAACUUUCAGUAUUCCAUCAUUCCUAAACAGAAGUUCAUAUUAAAUAUUAAGGAAAAUUGAUAUAAAUAAUUAUAUGCAGAUAAUACAAUCUGGUAUUGGAUUCCUUUCUACUGCCUAUAUUUCUAGAAAAAUCAAAUAUUCUCAUCUUUUUGUGGUGGUUCGCAGGUUUGUUCCUUUGCAUUUUUCUUAAAUCUUUGGCUUGAUGUUGUUUGCUAAAAAUAUAAGUUUUUGUUUGAGCCCCAUGUCAUUUAUAAGAGCAUAGUAGAAAUAAACAUCCUGACCUUUUUUUGUUAAGUCGAACGAGUAGGUUAUGCAAGUUAAGCUGCUGUAGAGUUUAUGUUAAGAUUGAUUAGAAAUUUUCUGAACUUAUGUUGGAGCUUAAAUUAUAAACUUGCUAGAACUUUACACCACAAUGCAAAAUUAAUACCAUUUAUGAUUUCCCAUAAGGCAGGAUUAGUAGUUUGUAAUGUCAAUCAUGUUAUUUUAUAUAUGAGACGAAUUAUCUUUUGAAUUUUUUAUUCCUCAUUAGACCCAUCAGUGCAAACACCAAGAAAAUAAUUGAAUGCAAUUUUAAUAAAAUAUAUUGCCUUCCUCGAAAACUCUUAAUUAAAAUACAAAAGCUGAAUAACUUUGAUCCAAUCUCACUUUUUUAUUUCCUCAUUGAUUUGAAAUAGGCAGAAACUUAUUUAAUUUUUUACAUUUUUAGCCCCAAGUUUUAAUAGAAAGAUUUCCAUACAAGCUAGUUUAAUAAAUGUUUCACAAUAGUAUGUUUUUAUCUGACAUGGAAUUAAUUGUGCAUUAUGGUAAACAGCUUUCGAAACUGACAAAGGUGAUUUCAUUAUUGCACCUACUUUACAUUUUGAAUUCAAACGCACUGAGAAUUAUGGUAACCCUUAAUUUUUUAAUGCAUUUGUUUUAACUUUUAAAUAGCAAUCAGUUUUUUUGGGACAAAUUUCCAUAUUGAAUUUAUGUGUUAAAAUUCUGUGGUGUUUGCAACAUUGUACAGCAUGAUGAUGAUGGUGAUUUCUUGUAUAGCGCUUGUCUCAUGCUAUUCUAGCAUGCUCAAAGCGCUCUGAUGUCAUAAACUCUAUUUAAAGAAAAAAUGUUUUUAAAUGUCUCUUAUAUGAUUCUUUAUCAUAAUAGCUUGGUAAUAAGCUAAUCACUGCUUCAUUUUCUCAUGAUGAUUUUAUUUAAUUGUUGAGCCCACAAUAAACUCAGCAAUUCCUCUCCUAAUUUAUUGGCACACCAGUGCCCGGGCUCACCGGUUGCUAUGGUCUGUUACAUAGUAACAUAAGUGCCAAGAAUAAUUGUAUUGUUCUGCUUCGCCAUUAACUAUUAGUUUUAGAUGCAUUAAGAUUAAAAUUUGUAUGCUUUGCUAAAGUGGCUUUUUAACUAAAAUAUGUGUUGAAAAAUGUACACUAUUCUAUUACUUCAGUAAUAUUAAUUUCUCAAGGAUUUAAUUCUCUAGUUUGUCUUUCCCUUUGGGGUGGUCCAUUAAUUACGUCAACAAUUUUUACACAAUUUUUGACCCCCUCCCCCCACUGUCAACAACUGUCAAACUUUUAAUGACCCCCUAAGUAAUUAUGUCAACAUUUUCUAAACCCCCCCCCNAUUUUAUUACAUCCUUAGCUUGUUAAUCAACAAGUUAAAAAGUUUUUACACUUAAAUUUUAUAAUGCAGAAUCAAUUGAACGGUUGUUUGGGGUAUAAAUAUGAUUAUUGUCAGUAAAGUAAAGCUGACAAUUAUAGUAUAGUUUCUAGCUGUUAUCAACUUCCCAAGGAGUAGCCAGGUUAGCUCUGUUGUAACAAUGGGCAUCAGGGACAUCAUUUGGGGAGGGCAGGGGGGCAUUUGUCUCUCCCCCCCCCCCCUACCCCUAAUUUGAAGGUUUAAUAAAAAUUAAUAUGUACUGUGGAGCCUCCAGUAAUAAACAACUUAACAAGCUGACCAAGUUUUGGUUUAGCCCCCCCUGAAAAAAAACCUGAAAUGACGCCCCUGAUGGGCAUAAUAGCUGAUUUAGCAUUUUCAUCUUGCGGGAAUGAUAUACCAGACAAGUUAACAUCCUCCUUAUCUAACCAUUCAGCCCUUAAAAUAGAAGCAUUGUCGGUGUGAGCAAUAAUUGCCAUAAGCUCUCUCUAUAUAAUUGCAGCUACUCGCAUUGGUCGAAUCCUUUUUUGUUGAGGAGCAGGUGCUAAUUUCUUAUGCUCAAGAGGCUCUAGAGGGCAUUGUCGGUGCUGUUGAACAUGCAUUUUCAAAUAGAUGUUAUAGAUUUUGCAAAUUCGUUCAAGCAGCGAUGUUAUUACUGUUACUCCCUUAACAUUCCCCUAAUUUUCAAAAUAUCGUAUUCCUACUCUAAAUAUCAUUUAACUUUUGACUUCUCUUGCACUAACAAAGUGUGCUAACAUUCUGACCAGCAAUCUUCAGUGCACAGACAUUAAAUAAAUCUUGUAUUGUUAAAAUUAAAAGCCUAAAAAUUGUAUUAUUUUCACUCAUUUACAUAUUGACAUUAUACAUUUUUAAAAAUUAUGUAAUAACCAGUCACUUUUUAAGAUUCAAAUUUCAAUAAAGAAUACAUGAUUGUUGACGUAAACUAAUCUAACCCCCCCCCCCCUUUCCCCCUUUUCAACAACUCUCAAACAUUUCCAAACCCCCUCCCCCCUUAUUUUGUUGAAGUAAUUAAUGGACACUCUCAUUGAUGAUAGUGUCCUUCCCACUAGUUUGUUAUCUCUAUCAUUCUCUGGUUUGUAUGGGUUUCAAUGAAAAUAUGAGUUGUUCACAUCUGCUCAUCAGAAUUAUCGUUGUCUCAGAGAAAACAAGUUUACAUUGAUUAAUUUCAUUUUUAUUCCCCAAGUGAAUGCUACUUUUAUUACUUUGAUUUUUAAACUCCACGAUACGUCUGCUUCAUGAGCUCUUUUUAAAUCCAGGUUUUAACAUGCCAGGCGCACAAUUUUCUAUACUUCGAAAAAGCAAAAGUCUAUCAGGAUAAACAUUCAUUAAAUGUCUAAAGCAUGACAAUAAGUUUAGUGUGUUAUGUUAAUAAAAUGAACAUGUUAUAAAAUUACCCUGUUGAUAAGUUUAUAUGUCAUACUGCUCUUUACAGACUGACCGACCUCGCCACCUGUUGAAAACAUAUACAAGCUAACAGAAGAGAAUAACUAAUGGAUAAGGAUUUUUAUUUCAAAAACCAGUAACAAAGAUUGCGGCAUGGAAAGAACGAACUUUUAAAAAACUGUUUUAAUGGAUGACCCCAAGACCUGGCAACUGUACAAUUGUUAAAAUAGAAGGUCACAAACAGUGAUGCCAUUGAGAUAUCUUAAUUUAAAAUUAUUGUCCUGUAAAAACAGAAAAGCUUAAAGAUUUUAAUGUUUUGAUGACACUGUUCUGUUUUUAAAAAAUGUAUUUCCUUUUUUUCCCCUCCCAAGUUUGGUUAUAUUAACAUGCAAGAAUGUGAUUUGGUUAAUGUGAGGAUAUUCAUGCACCUGAAAGACAAUGACAUCUUCAGGUAAAUUCAUUUGGGUUUUACAUGGGGUUUGAAGAUCUUCAGUAUAUUUUAUUUUGUAUGCUCCACAAAUAUUUUUACAUUUAUUGUUUUAUCAUAUAGAUAUAUUUGCUUCUGCUGGAACUUUAUCAUUGUGCAGGAUUUUUAUCAAUGACUGGCAUUUGUAAAUCUUAUGUUAACUGUUGUUUUAUUUAAUCCUGAAUCUGCUGGAAAGUUGAGUGUAUUUAAAAUUCUCUGAACAAUAUAUAUAAACAGUGAGUUUAUAAAAAAUGUAGCAAAAUUUUUUAUCACAUAAGAUAAAUUGACACAUUUUGAUAUGUAUGUAUUCCUUUUUUUUUUAAAACUAGGGGUCAUGACAGUUUACAUUUUGAUUUAGAAAUAUAAGUAGUUGUGAUAAUAUAUUUUUGUAUAUUUUAAAAUAUAAUUUUGUUUUUAGAAAAAUUGCUUUAUUUUAAGUCAGGUAGGUAUACUUAACAGUAACAGCCUUAAAAUCUCAUUCCAUUACUUUGUCUUCAUUUUGUUGAUAUGCCUUAAGCAUACUCAAACUGGUUUCUUGCUUUUGGAAAAUCUAGACAAAUUUUAUCCUUUUUUAGCACUGCAUGACACUAUACAAGAGGUGACCAACAUUUUUUGAACAGCAUUAUCAUUUAUACGCAUAUAUAUUUGUGCAUUAGAUCACAUUUUUGUGUUAUAUCAUUAUAUGGAUACAAAUAUUUAUAUGAUUCCACAUGAAAACUAAUUAUUUAAUGUUUGGAUUGUGUAAAGUUCUGUUGAAAGAAAAAAAAACAGAGGAAUACUUAUAAUUUAAAUAAUUUUUUUUAAAAAACAAAAACGACAUUAUAUUUUAUAAUCUGAUAAUUAUAAUCCUAUAUCACUAAAAUGUUAAAGUGCCUUAGACUCAGUUAACGGGCGCAUAAAAAUAGUGCACGCUUCACUAAUUAUUAUUAAAGUGAUUAUUGGCUAAUUUUCUUUAGACCCUAAUUCAUCUUUUCCCCCCAAAACAUCUUGAAUGAAACAUUUCUAAAGGGAUUAUUUAUUAUAAUUAAAUUGAAGGCAUUAACUGUUAACAAUUGUUUCACAUUCCAAGCUUCUUCAAUUUGGUAAAAAUAUUAUGUUAGUUAUUUGACAUGAGGAAAAAAAAAACAGAGGACACUCAUUCAAAUGUGCUCAAAUCAUUUCUAACAAUAAGUUCAAUAAGAUACUUAAGUAAGUAAGUAAGUAUGCUCAGAAGUCUUGUUGAUGAGAAGUGGGAAAGGUGAGAAGUGGGAAAGGUGAGAAGUGGGAAAGGUUUCAUUUCUAAAUUCUAUCAACAUAUCAGUAUCAUACAGCCAUGUCUAUUAUCAAGGCAUUUUAACAAUUUUCAACAAAGUAUUCACAGCUUUCAUUCUAGUGUAAUUAUAAUAUCUCUGAGAUAUACUGGAAUUUUACAGUCCAGCGACUAUAGAAUAGUGUGUCAGAACACUACAUAGUGGGUGGGGCAACUGGCCAGGUUUAUGUAAUCAACAGGGUCGAAUAUGUUGUAGCCCCUUUUGUCCUAAAUUUUCUCCUAAUUAACUUCUUACAUUGAUGUACAUGUUUAAUUUUAUGUGGGCUGUUUAUUAAAUGUGGAUUAAACAACAACAACAAAAGCUG